This is a messenger RNA of Cyclopterus lumpus (lumpfish), 3637 nucleotides long. RefSeq names its product adaptor related protein complex 1 subunit gamma 2 (gene ap1g2). Gene Ontology annotation, molecular function: clathrin-cargo adaptor activity. The transcript is spliced from 22 exons. Gene Ontology annotation, cellular component: AP-1 adaptor complex; Golgi apparatus; membrane coat. The record is from RefSeq and is a predicted model, not a curated record. NCBI's taxonomy places the organism in Eukaryota, Metazoa, Chordata, Actinopteri, Perciformes, Cyclopteridae. Bases 177 to 2570 code for a protein of 797 amino acids. Gene Ontology annotation, biological process: receptor-mediated endocytosis; intracellular protein transport; Golgi to vacuole transport.
GUGACAGGAAGCCGUGUGAUUAUUAUGUUUUUGUUGGGGGGAGGUUCCAUUGAGACUGUAUGGAUACACAGUAUUCAGGGUUUCCAGCCAACUGACUGCUGCCGUGUGUCAGAGGGGGUUCUGUUGAACCGGUUUCCUUUUUGAAAUACUGGCGUCUCUCCGUACGGUGAAGAGCCAUGUCUCCAUCGGUGCCCCUGCAAGAGAUGAUCCGGGCCAUCAGGUCAGCGAGGACGCAGUGUGAGGAGCGUGGUGUCAUCCAGAGGGAGUGUGCAGCCAUCCGGGCACAGUUCAGGCAGGCCGACAAUGGGGGUCGAUCGCACAACCUGGCCAAGCUGCUCUACGUGCACAUGCUGGGCUACCCGGCUCACUUUGGUCAGAUGGAGUGCGUUCGGAUGAUUGCCAGCCCUCGCUACAGCGAGAAGCGCGUGGGAUACCUCGGAGCCAUGAUGCUGCUGGAUGAGAAGCAGGACGCCAGCUUGCUCAUCACCAACUCCAUCAAGAAUGACCUCGCUCACAGCAACCAGUACGUGCAGUCUCUGGCUCUGUGCACGCUGGCCUGUAUGGGCUCGGCUGAGAUGUGCAGGGAUCUGGCACCAGAGAUCGACCGGCUGCUCCGAGCAUCCAACUCCUACAUAAAGAAGAAGGCGGCGCUCUGUGCUGUUCACAUCGUGAGAAAAGUCCACGAACUGGGGGAGCUCUUUGCGCCCGCCGCUCGUUCCCUCCUCUCGGAGAAGAACCACGGCGUGUUGCACGGUGCCGUGGUGCUCAUCAUUGAGCUGUGUGAGCGGAAUCCAGAAACACUGGAGCGGUUCAGGAAGACCGUGCCAGAUCUGGUUCAGAUCAUGAAAGGUCUGGUCCUUUCGGGUUAUUCUCCGGAACACGACGUGGCAGGAAUCAGCGACCCCUUCCUGCAGGUGCGCAUCUUGAGGCUGCUGAGAAUCCUCGGCCGCAACAACGAAGGAGCCAGCGACGCGAUGAACGACCUACUAGCUCAGGUGGCGACCAACACGGACAGCACUAAGACAGUGGGCAACGCCGUGCUGUACGAGACUGUCCUCACCGUGCUGGACAUUAAGUCAGAGAGCGGCCUCCGGGUUCUGGCCGUGAACAUCCUGGGAAGAUUUCUCCUGAACAACGACAGGAACAUUCGGUACAUUGCCAUGACGUCUCUUCAAAAGAUCGUCGGGACGGACCACAAUGCAGUGCAGCGCCACCGGGGAACCAUAGUGGACUGCCUGAAGGACCAGGACGCGUCUGUCAAGCGCCGCGCGUUGGAGCUCUCCCUGGCGCUGGUGUCGGCCUCCAACAUUCGCUCAAUGAUGAAGGAGCUGCUCCUCUUCCUCUCCUCCUGCCCCCCUGAGCUCAGGGCACACGCUGCCAGCGGCAUCUUCAACGCCGCAGAGAGGUAUGCUCCCUCCCAGCGCUGGCACAUUGACACCAUGCUGCAUGUCCUCAUCACGGCAGGGGGCGACGUGAGAGAUGAGACGGUGCCCAACUUGAUCCAGCUCAUCACCAACGCCUCAGAGCUGCACUGUUACACCGUCCACAAGCUCUACCGCGCGCUGCUCGCUGACAUCUCUCAGCAAUCGCUGGUGCAGGUGGCGUGCUGGUGCAUCGGAGAGUAUGGAGACCUGCUGCUCCGAGGAGACUGUCAGGAGACUGAGCCUGUUCAGGUCACCGAGGACGACGCCCUGGACGCCUUGGAAACGGUUCUGCAGUCGCACAUGUCGUCGCCGGCGACCAGAGGCUUUGCUCUCACCGCCACCAUGAAACUGAGCACGCGCAUCACUGAUAACGUGGAUCGCAUCAGAAGCAUCGUCAGCAUCUAUGGCAGCUGCAUAGACGUGGAGCUCCAGCAGAGGGCAGUUGAAUACAAUGCCCUGUUCAAAAAAUAUGACCACAUGAGGGCAGCCGUGCUGGAGAGGAUGCCUGUGAUCGAGAAGAACUCCCCGGGUCAUACCAACGGAGAGUCGACGGGGGAGGCCACCAAGGACACCCCGACAGCCAAACUCAAGCAGGGGGAGCUGCUGCUGCCGCCACAGCAACCCGCCAACCAGGUGUGUGAUCUCUUGGACCUGCUGGGAGGCUCUGAGGAGACUCUGCAGCCCAGCCCAGCGUUCGGCGGCACGGCACCCGGCCCGUCCGUCAACACCGCCGGAGGAGACCUCCUGGAUCUGCUGGGAGGGCUGGAGCUUACCCCGCUCGCACCAGCUGACCCGGUGCCGGUUUACGACAAAGGCGGCGUGACUUUGACUCUGAGCUGUGAGAAGCAGUCGGACACCGGCCUGACGGUUACACUGACGGCCUCCAACGCCACCGACUCGGACAUCAGCAGCUUCACCCUGCAGGCGGCCGUGCCCAAGAGUGUCCAGUUACACAUGAAGGCUCCCAGUGGGGACUCUCUUCCUGCACGAGGCACAGCGAAGGUGACCCAGAUGGUGGUCCUGAACAACCCAAACAAGGUGAACCUGAAGAUGAGGGUCCGCGUAUCUUACACCCGCCUAGGGUCGGCCUUUCAGGACACGGUCCAGAUCGACUCCUUCCCCGGACUCGACGCUGCCGGACGCUGACGCCGAACACUCACUCCAACGGGACAAUGACUGUGUGUCUGUGGACGAGUCAGCAGGCGUCGCCCCUCACUGAUGGAACGUUUUCCCCUCUGCUGUCACACCCUCCACACGACCGUCCAAGCUGCUGCUUCUGAAAUUCCUGGUUCGGUCAGCGGUUCUCCGGCUGAAGAACGAAUGUUCCUUUGGCCUUCCUCCGGAAUCCAAGUGUAAAUGUGACGGUGUGAAUAAAUAUGGCACGAGUUUGGAAUAUGCCCUGAUAAUACACUAAAAUAUGAGUUAAUGAGUUUUCUGCCCUUAGAACUGUGUACCAUCCACUUUUUAAAAAGUUUUUUGACCAGGCUCCUCCCAGUACGCACCACUCGUUUAUUUUCCUUUUUAAACAUUUGCCUUUACCAUCCUCACCUCUUCGAAAGCAGCUAAUCACCUCCCAAUGAGCCGUUGCUAUCAUAAUAGGCUCUAAUCCACUACAUUUGAUUUUCACUGUUUCAGUUUUUCUUGCCUCAUUCACCCAAACGGCUCAGAGAACCCUCCUCCAGAUUAAUUCUCCUGUGCCUUUCAUCCCCUCGUGAAUUGCAAUUAUAUUUGGGUUUGAGGCCAGGAAACGGUUUUGAAUGCUCGCAAGGCAGUCAUUGAACACCUCUUUUAAUCAUUAUCAUUCAAGCAUGCUUUUUCCCUCCCAGUAUCUCCCUGUCUUUUGUUUACAGAGGCUCCGGAGUUAUUGUAUUUUUCUGAAGACUGUAUAGUAAUACAAGCUGUAGAUUUCAGAUUUUAAGUAUGCAAGCACAAUUAGAGGAUCAGUCUUUUGGGAAAACCUCUAACACAACCCUUUGUUGUAGAAGGAAGACGCACCUUCAGUGUGUCGUCUCAUGAUCACGGACCUCUCGUUUUAAAAACACUCCUGGAUGUCAGCAAUGGUGCUCUCAAUGAACGUUCAUCUUUUUCAGAUCACCACUAAACUGUAAAGAAAAUGACGGUGUAUUCUGUCAGUGACGUCAACUGUCUUAAAAAUCUUGUUUCGCGUCAUUUUCUAUUAAAAAAAUUAAUUAAAUAAAAAUGUUUUCAGAAUC